AUGCAGGUGCGGAUAGAGGAGCCGAAACUCCGACGCCGGGCUAGCAUCCUUCCUGGUGAUAGUCCAAGAGACUGUUUUGUGGAGGUUGGCCCGCACGGACAAAAGGUAUACAACUACUCAGUACAAAACAUGAUUCACCCCAGAAUCCGUCUGGCUAUCUCGAGUAGGGACUUUUCAAUGGCACUUUCCGGCAACUCAUCUAUUGGCUUGCCUGGACUCACGGAUGAGCCUGAUUCAACUGAAAAUAUGGAAAGUCAGAUGCGACAAACAAAACCCUUGCAACCAUUGCACCCGGCACGGAGUCGUUUGUGUCUUUCCGUCCUUCAAACGCGGCACAUCGAGGCUGAGAAAAGGCUUGGAAGCGCGUGCCCGGACCAGCCAAAUGACAAUAUUCGAAGAGGUGCGCCCGAAGAAUUGUGGAUUGACCGGUGCUGUUACCUUGGAGACAGCCCACCCAAGCUGCUUCGACAGAUCGAAGGCCACACUGUUCAAUCGCCCCUCGAUGUUGGUGGCAUACAAAGGCAGGAACUAGUUAGCUUGGAUCAAAUGUUCUUCGAUAUCAACGACUUAAAUCCAGAUGUUGACUGCCUAAAUUUGAUUACAGAUCCAGCUUUUGAGAGUGCUUCGGGUAUAGAUGAAUGCGGAAAAAAUCAAUCGACUCUCGCUAGCCUUUUGAUUAGUUCCACGUUAGGGAGCAGGAGUUUGUCGACAUUCCACCCGCCCAUAUCACAAAUCCCGUUUUACUGGCAAACCUUUAUGGAGAAUGUUGACCCUGUCAUUAAGAUAUUUCACAUUCCAACCAUCGGCAAGGUUGUUCGAGAAAUACAAAAUCGAAUAACAUCACUGGACGCCACUGAAGAAGCAUUGAUUUUCGUCAUAUUCUUUGCAGCUGUCACCUCCAUGGCCCCCGACGAGGCAAGCGACGAGAAAACAACUCUUCUUUCGCAUUAUCGUGUUGCUGCAGAGCAAGCACCGGCAAAAGCAGAACUUCUGUCAAACACGAACUUGGUCGUUCUGCAGGCAUUUGUGCUCUUCGUACAUUGCUUGCGUCAGUCAGAUCAAACUCGUUCCACAUUGAACCUUGCUGGCCUUGCAGUCCGCAUGGGCCAGGGCUUGAGGCUACAUGAUCCUGACAAAAGACUCGGGGUAUCACCCUUCGAUUUGGAAAACCGACGACGGCUAUGGAUGUCUAUUUGGCUUUUGGACCUUAACCUAUCUUUGGACUAUGGUACAGAACCAGCGAUAUGUCACGAGAUUGAGGACGCAUGUCUUCCGUUGAACAUAGACGAUUCAAGCUUCGACGAAACAUCCACCAAAUUGAUCAAUCAAGGACAAUGCGUAACAGUAAUAACGUACACCCUGAUCAGACACGAGCUCGGCGCGUUUAUCAAAAGGCUCUUGCACCAGCGUAAACGUACCAGACUGGAUCCUUCGCUAGGGGAAAUACCUUUGCCAUAA
This is a messenger RNA of Colletotrichum lupini, 1458 nucleotides long. Its product is annotated as fungal specific transcription factor. Gene Ontology annotation, biological process: DNA-templated transcription. NCBI's taxonomy places the organism in Eukaryota, Fungi, Ascomycota, Sordariomycetes, Glomerellales, Glomerellaceae. Gene Ontology annotation, molecular function: DNA binding; zinc ion binding. The coding region runs from base 1 to 1458 and encodes 485 amino acids. The transcript is spliced from 8 exons. The record is from RefSeq and is a predicted model, not a curated record.